CUGGCACCCAGGGAGCCGGCCCGAACGAUUCCGGCUUGUGUUUUGGUUUGUCUUCCUGGCGAAGCGAGAUUUCCCGCCAGCUGCUGGAGGCCGCCUCGUGUACUACGUUUUCUUUCUCUUCCCACCCCCCUCACAAGCCGAUUGAGGCUGCAAAAUGGAAGAGACUGAAACGACCCGGAAGGGAAAGGUGCUAACAUGGAUGAAGAAGCACCUGCAGCUCAGCUUGAGCAUCGUCGGCAUCAUUCUGGGCCUGAUCGUCGGCUACUCGGUGGCGGCCGCCGAGCCCAACGAGGACAUCACCACUCUCAUCUCAGUGCCGGGUGAAAUACUACUGCGCAUGUACAAGAUGCUCACGCUGCCGCUCGUCUUCUCCUCCGUGAUCGCAGCUCUGACACGAGUGAAGCCAGGCACUGUGGGGAGGAUGAUGACCCGGAUGACCGCCUACUACGUCGCCAGCACGAUGUUAGCGGCUUUUGUUGGCACCAUAGUGGUCGCCAUCUUUGCACCCGGCAAGCAGAUCCUGCAGACUGACGUCAGCAAGAUUGGCGUGUCCGGUCUCGACUCGUUCCUCGAUUUUGUCAGGAACAUGUUUCCGGAGAACAUUGUCCAAGCCUGCUUCCAGCUGCACCGUACAGUUCGCGUUGCUCAGCCGCCCCGCUAUGUCCGCUUGGGCGUUAACGCAAGCGAGCUCGAACCGGAUAUUGUCAGAAAACUACAGUACUCAGACGGCCUCAACAUCUUUGGAAUCAUUGUAUUCUGUUCCGUGUUCGGCUUGUUCGCCGGACUCAUGGGCGAGGUCACCGUUAUCAUGGUGGACUUCUUUUCCGUUCUGAACGUGCUCACCAUGAAGCUUGCAUACCUAGUCAUGUGGUAUUUCCCCAUCGGCGUGGUCUUUCUGCUGAGCGCGUCCAUCGCCCGCGGAGAUGCCCUGGGCGAGCAGGCCAUCAACGUCGGCGCAUACAUCGGCACCGUCAUGACGGGCCUCGUCAUCCACUCCUUCAUCGUACUGCCCCUCAUCUAUUACACCUUCGUGCGCAAGAACCCGCUAGUGUUCGCCAAGAACCUGCUUCACGCAUUCGUCACCGCCUUCGGCACGUCGGACAGUGUGGCCACGCUUCCUGUGACGUUCAUGUGCCUCGAGCAGAACAACAAGCUGGACAGGCGCGUCACGCGGUUCGUGGCGCCGAUCGCUUCGGCCUUCAACCUCGACGGCACCGCCCUCUACGCCGCCAUCGGAACCAUCUUCAUCGCGAACCUGAGCGGCAUCGAGCUGGACUUCGCACACUACUUGGCCAUAUGCGUCGCAGCUGCCCUGACAAGUUUCGCAAACCGAGGGAUACCGAACGCGGGCGUGAUCACCAUGAUCCUUGUGCUGAAGGCCGGUGGCAUCGGUCCGUCCCAUAUCGGGCUUUUGUUGGCCGUCGAUUGGAUAAUGAACCGCUGCCGCACCUGCGUCAACGUCUUCAGUCAGUCCAUAGCAGUUGCUAUAGUCCACCACUCUGUCGAGAUGGAGUUGAAGAGGAACCAGAAUGCUUUGGAACACUGGCCAGUUGAUGAACUUACCCUGGAGCGGAAGAAGUACACACUCAACCGCUAAGCACACUACACCUUCGCUUAGAAAAAGGGAGGCUUUGUGCUUUGUACAUCAGUUACGUGAAAUGUAUCUAACUAUAAUUUCUGCUCGUAAGCACCCGGCCCGAACUGCGUAAUUAUACCAAAGUGCUGCGUUGAUAGCACAUCGGUCCACUGACAAGUUGCGCUGAUGUUCAAGGUACAAACACUUCAGGAAAAGAAAUCCCCAUCAUGCUCAUUCACAACAAGAGGCCGCGCAAUAAAUCACUGUACACAAGCUACACUUAUUAACACGCACGAUUCGAAGCAAACAAGCACACACACCAACCAAAUUAUGCUACGCAUCAGUUAAGUUCACCUAUACGCACGUCCACAAGCUGACAGCAGAAGGUUUCAAUUCAGUCGAGAAUUCAGUCGACGUGCCAGUUAUUGUAGAUGCCGAAAUCGAGUCGUUUACACUGCACAACUCGUAACGGGCAGUUUUGUACUAGCUAGAAGUGUGAUAGCGGCCAAAGAAAAGCUAAGAAUGUGUAUCGUGCGGAAACGAGAAAGUUUUAUCAAUAUCGUCACCAUCAUCAAAUCACAGCACAGUCGGCAACAAUUCAAGACGCAUUGUACGUGAGCUCAUCAGUUAAAUAACAAUUUUUGCUUUCAAAAAACAUGUCCCUGUACAUGGUCAUGCCGAAAAUACCGUUGUUCAGAACAUCUCCCGUUCGUGGGGUCCUGCCGUAUUCUGUACCACUUCAUCCAAGCAGGUGUUUCCGUAUUUGUGUUUGCCACAUCUCUGUCUUCGUAUACUGAAAUAAUUCGCCCUACAUUAUGCCAAAUAAA
Dermacentor silvarum is the source of this 2403-nucleotide messenger RNA. Its product is annotated as excitatory amino acid transporter 2. Gene Ontology annotation, cellular component: plasma membrane. The record is from RefSeq and is a predicted model, not a curated record. Gene Ontology annotation, molecular function: neutral L-amino acid transmembrane transporter activity; glutamate:sodium symporter activity; L-glutamate transmembrane transporter activity. The transcript is spliced from 10 exons. The coding region runs from base 155 to 1597 and encodes 480 amino acids. Gene Ontology annotation, biological process: L-glutamate transmembrane transport. NCBI's taxonomy places the organism in Eukaryota, Metazoa, Arthropoda, Arachnida, Ixodida, Ixodidae.